ACACCAUCAUUCUGCACGAUGAGGACUACUUUGACUUUGUGUGUCUGCUUCCUCCUGCUUCCUCUUCUCAUGGCGGAAGAACACCUUGUCAACGAGUUCUAUACUCUCCUGGAGAAGAGCCAGGGCACUUUAGUGGAGCCACCCCAGACCAACCAGAGCAGGCUGAUGGUGAAAGAACCUUCACUGGCCAUCAAUGAGCUUCUGGAGAAGAGCAGCAGGACGUCUGAGUCCAAGUUCCAUCCUCUCCCGUCUUCCGUGUGGCCAAAGCACCGCCACUUGUCCCCCGUCCUGCGCCACCACAACAAGAGUAAGAAAGGUGGCAAGAUGGUGGAAGUGAGCACUGACAAAAGUCGAGGAGAAGCGACCGGUCUGCUUCCCAAACCAGCAAACCGCACGGUCCAGAUGGGUCUCAGUCCGCCUCAGCCCACCCAGCCAGAGGACCGUCCCAACUCUAGAGCCAGAAGCGCUCCGGCUCCUGGCAGAGAGCCCCCCGGCCGACGCAUGGACCCUGAGGAGAACCGGCCAGGGAAGGCCGGCUUCUUCCAGGCGGGCAUGGCUGUGUCACCACCCCGAAACAACAGCCGGCCGGCGGUCAGCUACAACCGCCGCUCUUCAAGCCCGCUGCAGCACUUUGACAUCCUCAGACCAGAGGCGGAGGCCCCGCACGACUCCUUCUGCUUGGGCGAGUGCAGGAAGGAGAAGGAGGAGAAGGAACACCUGUGCUCCAGCCAGUUCGCCGUCAAUGGUGUGGUCCACCACCUGGAGGUUCUGCGUAGAGGAGUACGUCUCGUCACCCUGAUGGUGAGCAGCGAUGGCUUCUACAAGAGCGCUGGCCUCUACGCCGCUCCCGACUCCUUCUUCUUCAAGGUGCACCUCCUGGUCCUGGACACCUUCCACUGCAGCAAGCCCUGUCCUCACAUCACACUCGGCAGCAGAUACAUUGUGAUGGGACAAAUCUACCACCGGAGGCGCCAUCUUCCCGCCGACCUCCUGACCCUGGUGGGCGGCCGGCUGAAGGCGGGCGACGGCAUCCUGAGGAGCAACAACUACGUCAGGAGGUUCAACAAACGCAAGCACCAGAAGGUGGUGGAGGCCGCACACACCCGCUGUCCGUGAAGCCACCGUGUCGGGUGUGGCCACAAACUACUCCACCGUGGAUUGUCUUCCCUCCGCGCUUCAUGGCGGCCACAUCAAGUCCACACCAGGAUGUGACACCACAUCAAGUCCACACCAGGAUGUGACCGCCACAUCUAGUCCACACCAGGAUGUGACCGCCACAUCAAGUCCACACCAGGAUGUGACCGCCACAUCAAGUCCACACCAGGAUGUGACCGCCACAUCAAGUCCACACCAGGAUGUGACCGCCACAUCAAGUCCACACCAGGAUGUGACCGCCACAUCAAGUCCACACCAGGAUGUGACCGCCACAUCAAGUCCACACCAGGAUGUGACCGCCACAUGUAGUCCACACCAGGAUGUGACCGCCACAUCAAGUCCACACCAGGAUGUGACCGCCACAUAAAGUCCACACCAGGAUGUGACCGCCACAUCAAGUCCACACAAGGAUGUGACCGCCACAUGUAGUCCACACCAGGAUGUGACCGCCACAUCAAGUCCACACCAGGAUGUGACCGCCACAUCAAGUCCACACCAGGAUGUGACCGCCACAUCAAGUUCACACCAGGAUGUGACACCACAUCAAGUCCACACCAGGAUGUGAC
Messenger RNA from Nerophis ophidion (straightnose pipefish), 1721 nucleotides. Its product is annotated as UPF0450 protein C17orf58 homolog. Gene Ontology annotation, molecular function: protein binding. The record is from RefSeq and is a predicted model, not a curated record. The coding region runs from base 19 to 1116 and encodes 365 amino acids. The transcript is spliced from 5 exons. Lineage: Eukaryota; Metazoa; Chordata; Actinopteri; Syngnathiformes; Syngnathidae.